AUGAGCGCCAUCGAAGAUAUCGAGGACGACAGGGGGGAGCUGAGGAAGCCGUUCCUCCACACGGGGAGCUGGUACAAGAUGCAGGGGAUGGGGUCGCGGCAGUCCAGCAUCACCGGAUCGGCGCAGGUCCUCCGCGACGGCUCCGUCUCCGUCCUCCUCUGCGUCCUGAUCGUCGCCCUCGGCCCCAUCCAGUUCGGAUUCAGCUGCGGAUACUCGUCUCCUACGGAGGAGGACAUAAUGAGCGACCUGGGCCUCUCGCUCUCGCAGUUUUCGCUGUUUGGCUCGUUGGUGAAUGUGGGAGCUAUGAUCGGGGCGAUCACGAGCGGCCAAAUUGCGGAGUACAUCGGUCGGAAAGGGUCUCUGAUGAUCGCUGCAGUCCCUAAUGUUAUAGGGUGGCUGGCUAUAUCAUUUGCCAAGGAUUCCUCAUUCUUAUACAUGGGGAGGUUGUUGGAGGGAUUUGGUGUGGGUAUAAUUUCUUAUACGGUGCCGAUAUAUAUAGCUGAGAUAGCACCCCAGAACAAGGGAACCCUGGGUUCUGUGAAUCAGCUCUCAGUUACAGCAGGCCUUUUGUUAGCUUACUUUUUCGGACUAUUUCUCAGCUGGAGGAUCCUUGCUGUCUUUGGGUCUCUUCCGUGUUUAAUAUUGAUUCCUGGCUUAUUUUUCAUCCCAGAGUCUCCUCGAUGGUUGGCCAAAAUGGGUUUGAUGGAGGACUUUGAAGCCUCUUUGCAGGUCCUCCGGGGAUAUGAUACUGAUAUUUCCCUUGAAGUUAAUGAAAUCAAGAGAUCUGUUGCAUCAACAAGCAAAAGAACAACGAUUAGUUUUGCAGAGCUCAAGCGGAAAAGAUAUUGGUUUCCUUUAAUGGUAGGUAUUGGACUUCUUGGGCUCCAGCAACUCAGUGGCAUCAAUGGUGUUUUAUUCUAUUCCGCCACAAUAUUUGAAAAUGCAGGAAUUUCUUCAAGUAAUCUCGCAAGUGUUGGAGUUGGUGUUAUCCAGGUUCUUGCCACUGGGGUUACCACUUGGCUCCUGGAUAAAGCAGGCCGAAGGCUGCUUCUAAUAAUAUCCUCAUCUGCAAUGACUUUGAGCCUUCUUUUUGUGGCUGUAGCGUUCUAUAUAGAGAGUUCUGCUUCAGAAGACUCUAAAUUAUACAGCAUAAUGGGAAUAUUGGCCCUGGUUGGGGUUGUGGCUUUUGUUAUUGCCUUCUCUCUGGGAUUGGGAGCUAUCCCAUGGCUUAUCAUGUCUGAGAUUCUUCCAGUAAAUAUUAAGGGCCUCGGCGGCAGUGUAGCAGUGUUGGCAAACUGGACAUCGUCAUGGGUAGUCACGAUGACCGCAAACUUACUGUUGGAUUGGAGCACUGGAGGUACCUUCACAAUCUACGCAGUUGUGUCUGCUUCUAUCCUUCUCUUUGUGAUACUCUUUGUUCCAGAAACUAAGGGAAGAACUCUGGAAGAGAUUCAGUCGUCGUUCAGAUGAUUCUUGCCUCCUCUUGUGACAUUGAUUUUUGCUGUUCAAUAAUACAAAUAAUUGUCCUCCAUGGCAUACACAAAGCUCACAUGGCAAGCAUCAAGCAUUGGCAGGGACAUGAGAGUCAAAGGGAUUGCAGUCUCUUCUAAAUUUCACUUUGUAUGACGACAAUUCGAACCCUAGAUAAGCAAAUGUCUAUUCUAGGUACUGGCCUUGCUAAUCUAAUGAAUGAGGCAAGACACGAGCAAAAAAAAUCAAGUGGUAUGAUUUAAAUAUAA
Molecule: messenger RNA, 1739 nt
Organism: Eucalyptus grandis
Lineage: Eukaryota; Viridiplantae; Streptophyta; Magnoliopsida; Myrtales; Myrtaceae
Product: sugar transporter ERD6-like 6
Biological process (GO): transmembrane transport; carbohydrate transport
Cellular component (GO): membrane
Molecular function (GO): sugar transmembrane transporter activity
Source: RefSeq, a predicted model, not a curated record